Messenger RNA from Hyla sarda, 739 nucleotides. Its product is annotated as histone H4. Gene Ontology annotation, molecular function: structural constituent of chromatin; DNA binding; protein heterodimerization activity. The coding region runs from base 358 to 669 and encodes 103 amino acids. The transcript has a single exon. Gene Ontology annotation, cellular component: nucleosome. NCBI's taxonomy places the organism in Eukaryota, Metazoa, Chordata, Amphibia, Anura, Hylidae. Gene Ontology annotation, biological process: nucleosome assembly. The record is from RefSeq and is a predicted model, not a curated record.
UUUCCUCUUUAUUCUACACUGGCCGGAUUCUCGCCGAUAUCGCUGGUAAUAUAAAUCUUGCAGACGACUGACUGCUCCUCAGAUCUCCUAAAGAUUAUUCGUUACAUUUUGAGAAGGAUCGGAUUAGUAACCAGCCGCAAACUAAUAGCUGCGAGUAAUGUAGAAGGAGCGGGAGAUUCAAAAUAGGGACCGUUACAGUGUUCAGCCAAUCAGCGGAGGGAGAGGGAGGAGCCAGGAAUGUAAAUUCAGUAAAAUAAACGCCCCGGAAGUCGCCAUUGUUCUCGGUCCGCUCCUGUGCUAUAUAAGCCGGACUCUGCCGCACUCAGUAUCUUGCAGUCUACUCGCUACAUAGAGAAGAUGUCUGGACGCGGUAAAGGAGGGAAAGGGCUCGGUAAGGGCGGAGCCAAGCGGCACAGGAAGGUGCUCCGGGAUAACAUCCAGGGCAUCACCAAGCCUGCCAUCCGCCGUCUAGCUCGCAGGGGAGGUGUGAAGCGCAUCUCCGGCCUCAUCUAUGAAGAGACUCGCGGUGUCCUGAAAGUCUUCCUGGAGAACGUCAUCCGUGACGCCGUCACCUACACCGAGCACGCCAAGAGGAAGACCGUCACCGCUAUGGACGUGGUGUACGCCCUCAAGCGCCAGGGCCGCACUCUCUACGGCUUCGGAGGUUAAUUCUGCUUCUACUCGGCUCCAUCACAUCAACCCAAAGGCUCUUCUCAGAGCCGCCCACAUGUUCUAUGGA